This is a messenger RNA of Rhagoletis pomonella (apple maggot), 1513 nucleotides long. It is a transcript of the gene Mdh1, whose product is annotated as malate dehydrogenase, cytoplasmic. Gene Ontology annotation, molecular function: L-malate dehydrogenase (NAD+) activity. Gene Ontology annotation, biological process: oxaloacetate metabolic process; malate metabolic process; tricarboxylic acid cycle. The record is from RefSeq and is a predicted model, not a curated record. The transcript has 2 exons. NCBI's taxonomy places the organism in Eukaryota, Metazoa, Arthropoda, Insecta, Diptera, Tephritidae. Gene Ontology annotation, cellular component: cytosol; mitochondrion. The coding region runs from base 183 to 1184 and encodes 333 amino acids.
UUCGUGUGGAGCAAAAUUGUGAUUUGACGUUGGAGCCGACUCGAUUUUAUUCUCCAUUCCCCAUCCAUUUGUGCGGUGUUAAAUUAUACACGUCUUGCGGUUUUGUUGCUGAUUGAACUUUAACGUUAAUUUUUUUAUAUUCACGCUUUUUUACGUGCCUGUUUUAAGGAAUUAACAAAGAAAUGGCACAACCAAUUCGUGUUGUUGUUACUGGCGCUGCUGGUCAAAUCGCCUACUCGUUGCUAUACAUGAUUGCCCGUGGUGAGGUGUUCGGUAAGGAUCAACCUUUGAUUUUGCAUUUACUCGAUAUCCCCCCAAUGAUGGGUGUACUCGAGGGCGUUGUUAUGGAAUUGGCAGAUUGCGCGUUACCACUACUUCGCCAAGUCAUCCCAACCGCUGACCCAGCGGUAGGAUUUAAAGAUGUGUCCGCUGCCUUUUUGGUAGGCGCUAUGCCACGGAAGGAGGGCAUGGAGCGCAAAGAUUUACUCUCUGCCAACGUGAAAAUCUUCAAGGCACAAGGACAGGCUAUAGAUCAGCAUGCUCGCAAGGACAUUAAAGUCUUAGUUGUAGGCAAUCCAGCUAAUACCAACGCACUCGUAUGCUCACACUAUGCGCCAUCAAUUCCACGUGAGAAUUUCACCGCCAUGACACGGUUGGAUCAAAAUCGUGCCACCGCACAGAUCGCCGCCAAAUUGGGUGUGCCAAUUAAUGCCGUCAAGAAUGUCGUCAUCUGGGGAAAUCAUUCGUCCACCCAGUUCCCCGAUCCCAGCAACGGGAUUGUUGAAGUCGAUGGUGCUGUCAAGCGUGUUUGGGAUGCUGUCAAUGAUGCUGCCUUUUUACAGGGUCAAUUCGUAGAGACAGUGCAAAAGCGUGGCGCCGCAGUGAUUGCUGCACGUAAAAUGUCAUCGGCCAUGUCCGCAGCUAAGGCUGCUUGUGAUCACAUGCACGAUUGGUGGAAUGGUACUGCAUCUGGUCAAUUUGUCUCAAUGGGUGUCAUCUCUGAUGGCAGCUACGGGGCGCCCAAGGAUGUGGUAUUCUCAUUCCCUGUGGAAAUUAGCAAUGGAAAAUGGAAGAUUGUACAGGGUUUGCAAUUGGACGACUUUGCCAAAUCCAAGUUGGCCCUUACUGGCAAGGAACUGGAAGAGGAAAAGGGUGAAGCGAUGGCCGUAUGCUCCGCGGAUUGACUAGUUUCAACCGAUUCUAAGCUGUAAAAAAUACAAGCAGCAUAUUUCUAUUGAAUCGUAAAUAAAAACAGUGUCCGAAAAAUAAGAAUUGAAGUUGAGAUUUUGGAUGUAGAAUGUAGUAUAUUUUUGUGGACAUCCAGACUAGUUUGUUCAUUUACAAUAUAAGGGAUUGUAAACAUUAACAUUUUGUGUAAAUUUAUGUAUUUUUGAAAUGCAUGUAACUAACCAAUGAAGAUUGUUAUUUGUUUCAUUAUAAUUACAUAUGUAUGUAUAAACGAGAUUGAAGUAGAAAAAAUAUACGUAUGUAUACACAAUAUAUACACAAGUAC